CGCCGCUUCCUGUUUUGAGCGUUUGAAGAAAGAAACUCUGGUGUUUUAAACUCGUGCUAAGUUCAGUGUGAAAGUGGUGUUCUGUCGGUGCCGGGAGUUUAUCACCACCAUGUCCCUCAGGAGCAGCUGUAGUCCGCUGCUGCUCGUCCUUUUCUCUCUGUUUCUAACGGCUCACUGUAAGUUUCCCACUCUGGACCACAUCAAACCCGGAGCCAGCGACAAGGCGCAGAGUCGAGCCGUGGCGGAGCUGCUGAAGCGGCUGCUCGGGAACAGGUCCGCGGAGUUCAUAGUGUCAGUGAACGGGAGCCUGUCCAACCACAGCCGGGACGUGUGUGAACUCCGAUACACGAAAAACAACAAAAUCAUCGCCACGGGCAGCACAGGAGUGGCAGUGGCCACUGGUAUUUACAACUACCUCAAGUAUUUCUGCAGCUGCCAUGUUUCCUGGUCUGGAGAUCAGCUGGAUGUGCCCAGUCCUCUGCCAAAGCUCACCGGCGUCCUGCGCAUCAACACUCCGCACAGAUUUCGGUAUUACCAGAACGUUUGCACGUUCAGUUAUUCCUCUGUGUGGUGGGACUGGCCACGAUGGGAAAGAGAGAUCGACUGGAUGGCGCUCAAUGGCAUCAAUCUGCCACUGGCUUUCACUGGCCAGGAAGCUGUGUGGCAAGAGGUUUACCGUACUCUUGGGUUAAACCAGUCAGAAAUUGAAGAGUUCUUCUCUGGCCCGGCGUUUCUUGCCUGGAACCGAAUGGGAAAUAUGUUGAAGUUUGGCGGACCACUUCCACAGUCCUGGCACAUGAACCAGCUCUACCUCCAAUUUAAAAUCUUGGAGCGAAUGCGGUCAUUUGGUAUGAUUCCUGUGCUGCCAGCCUUCUCUGGAAACAUUCCCAAGGGAAUCCUCAGGUUGUUUCCAGAUGCAAAUGUAACCAGACUGGGUCCAUGGUCUCAUUUCAACUGCAGCUUCUCAUGCUCCUAUGUCUUAGACCCUCGGGACCCACUUUUCCUCCGGAUUGGUUCCCUCUAUCUGUCCCAGAUGGUGAAGCAAUUUGGGACCGAUCACAUUUAUAACACAGACACCUUUAACGAGAUGACUCCUCCCUCCUCUGACCCCGCCUACCUGUCCGCCAUCAGCCGCUCUGUCUUUGCCUCAAUGACUGCAGUUGAUCCUCAGGCCGUUUGGCUGAUGCAAGGCUGGCUGUUCUUCAGUGAUGCAGCGUUCUGGAAGCCAGCCCAGAUUCAAGCGCUACUGCACGGAGUGCCCCUCGGACGAAUGAUCGUGCUGGACCUGUUCGCAGAGACCGAACCGAUAUUCUCUUACACCGACUCCUUCUACGGACAGCCGUUUAUCUGGUGCAUGCUGCAUAACUUUGGCGGCAACAGUGGCUUCUUUGGCACAGUGGAGAGCAUCAACUCGGGGCCUUUCAAAGCCUUACAGUUCCCUAACUCCACCCUAGUGGGCAUAGGAAUAGCUCCCGAGGGCAUCGAACAAAACCCUGUCAUUUAUGAGUUGAUGACCGAGCUGGCUUGGCGCAAACAGCCAGUCAACUUGUUGAAAUGGGUGUCGCUGUACGCAAUACGCCGUUACGGCAGCACGCAAGAGAACCUGCCUGCUGCAUGGAUGCUCCUGUUUUCUAGUGUCUAUAACUGUACCAUGCCGCAUUACAAAAACCACAACCACAGCCCACUGGUGCGUAGGCCUUCCUUUCGCAUGAACUCUGACCUUUGGUACGAUCCAGCUGACUUGUACAAAGCCUGGAAGUUGAUAAUCGAGGCGGCUCCUCCUCUCAUGUCCAAGGAGACCUUCCGACAUGACCUUGUAGACGUGACGCGGCAGGUUCUGCAAGUCCUGACGACCUCUUUUUACCUGGAUAUCUUGGACGCCUACAAUAAACAAAAGCUGCCGGGCCUGAUGACGGCAGGUGGCGUGCUGGUCUACGACCUCCUGCCCGAGCUCAGUCACUUGCUCAACAGCAAUCGCAAUUUCCUGUUGGGUACGUGGCUCGAGCGCGCGCGAUCCAUAGCCCUGGAUGAAAGAGAGGCACAGAUUUAUGACAUGAAUGCCAGAAACCAGCUCACACUGUGGGGUCCCAGUGGCGAGAUCCUGGACUAUGCCAGUAAAGAGUGGGGAGGCCUCAUGGAGGACUACUACACCCAGCGCUGGGCACUGUUUGUCAACAUGCUGGUUGAGUGUCUGGACAGUGGACGUCCAUUCAAGCAGGACACCUUCAACCAGGCAGUUUUCCAGGUAGAAAAGGGAUUUGUUUACAACGGGCGGAGGUACCCGACCAAGCCUCAGGGAGACACGUACGAGAUUGCACGUAGGAUCUUCCUUAAGUACUACCCACAAGCCUUAGAGAGACUAUAGUGAGCGGAGAUGCACAGAGAGCCACAGCAAGAAGAAUGUCUCCCCCCCCAACACCAGUCUCUCAUCGCUGUCCCAAAUUAUUUUGAUGUUGAAAAACCUAAUGCUGGACUUGCACAUACACAUGUGGUGAAGGCAUCAUCUAAAAGCCUCCUCAUUCACUCACUUUGCUCACAUUGCGGGUGGCACAAGUCGAGAAAUGUUCAACUUUUCAAGCAGCGGACCAUACGAACUACAUUAUGUAAAUACUUGCUAGCCAAUCACGGUUCACAAUCACGUUUGUAUGUUCAGCAUAUAAUCUAAUCAUGUCUAAUCUGACAGACACUGCUCCACUAAUCUCCAGUGGCCACCGGUAGUAACAAGCAAUACACCCGCCUCCCGUCGAGCGUUGCCGCGAUGAGAACGUGUGAAUCCAGCUGAAACAGCCCUAAAUUUACAGGAAAAAUUUAUUCUGGACAUGUUGUGAAGUAACUGAAGAAAAUGUUGUUUUACUAAUCCACUAACCAGCCGUGCCUUAUGAAAGAGACAGAAGGUUAGAAAAUUAGGACAUUUUGGCCAGUGCUUAUGUCUGUUUGGCUUAAGGGUUUUAGGUUUAAGUUGAGGUAAGGUUUAGGUAAGCAACAGCACUUUUAAUAAGCACUAGGAAGUGUAUGAACAUUAAGAAACUAUGACUGUUAAUGAGGUAUUUGUGUUGUAUAAUUAGUAGUGAUGGUUCAACUAACCUAGAUGUACAAGUGUGCAUGCAUGUGAGCGCAUGCACAUCUUUCUUUGGUUGUGAUAACAAAUUUUGGCCAAAAGCCAUCAUUGUUAGGUAUGACGGAGUAUUAGGGCUAAACAGAAAAGAAAAAAAACCUUUAAUAUUGCGAUAAAGUCGCAAUAAUACGAGAACAAAUCAGUUGCAACCAGCGACAAGAUGAGAAACUCAAUUUUAAAAUUAAAUAGUGAGAGACAGUGUCGUAAUAUUAGGACUAUUCUCGAAAUGUUUGAUUUUUUUUUUUUUCUUUGUUUGGCCCUUAUACUCCGUUUAGUUUUAGGUUAGGAAUAGGGUAACAGUUAGGCAUUGAGUUAAUGAUGGUAGAGUUAAGGGCAGGGUUUCUCAGUCCUGGUCCUGGCUUUGUUAUAGUUAAUGUUUCCCCUGCUCCAACACACCUGAUUCAAAUCAGUCCGAUAAUCAGCAAGCACUACGGAAGCCUCAUAACGAGCCAUUAAUUUGAUUCAGGUGUGAAUCUGGUUUAGGGUAGAGAGCUCGUCUGUGAGUGAUCUCACACCUGUGGAAUGUGCAAUGUGUGCAUUUCCUUUUCAGGGACAAAGUUUAGAUAUGAAGCAGGUGUCAGAUAAAGAAGGGGUUAGCCUAGCUGGAUCUAGAUGUUGUGCCUUUUUUUUUUAACCAUUCUGAAGUCACUAAGUUCAUCUGUAGCAGUUGGACGUUUUUUAAUGUUACAAUUUACAGUGAGAGAGUCUGUGAGCUUUUAUAAACACUGGGAUUUGUCUGACAAAAUGACUCGUAUUACACCUUUUGUCGUCCCUAAAUGGUUUCUCCUUUUUAAAGCUAUUUUUAUAUGAAAACCCUAAUGUGUUAAACUGAGGCACAGGAGCAAUGAACAUUAGUAGAUGAGACUUUUUCACGCAUUUCAGUUGUAGUUGAGGACAAUUGUAAUAUCACUGUAUCGUAGCAGUCACUACACGAGCAAUAUUAUUAUUAGAAUCUGCAUUGUGUGUAAAUGGUAUUUUUGUAUUUUGAUGACUUAAAUGUCAUGAUUCUUCAAGCAUAUCAUUAAAGUCUCAUGACCACAUGCA
Messenger RNA from Solea senegalensis (Senegalese sole), 4159 nucleotides. It is a transcript of the gene naglu, whose product is annotated as N-acetylglucosaminidase, alpha. Lineage: Eukaryota; Metazoa; Chordata; Actinopteri; Pleuronectiformes; Soleidae. The transcript has 6 exons. The record is from RefSeq and is a predicted model, not a curated record. Bases 110 to 2365 code for a protein of 751 amino acids.